AUGAUAAGUUGGGGGGAUGUUUACAAAGUUAUCGAAGCAAUGGUUCCACUCUAUGUAGCUUUAAUCUUAGGCUAUGGUUCGGUGAAAUGGUGGAACAUCUUCACUCGUGAUCAAUGCGAUGCCAUAAACCGGCUAGUCUGCUAUUUCACCCUACCUCUCUUCACCAUCGAGUUCACGGCUCAUGUCGAUCCAUUCAACAUGAAUUACCGGUUCAUCGCGGCUGAUGUUCUCUCUAAGAUCAUAAUAGUAACGGUCUUAGCGUUUUGGGCCAAAUAUAGCAACAAAGGAAGCUAUUGUUGGUCAAUUACUAGUUUCUCUCUUUGCACUCUUACUAACUCUCUUGUAGUGGGUGUGCCAUUAGCUAAGGCAAUGUACGGACAACAGGCUGUUGAUCUUGUGGUUCAAUCCUCGGUGUUUCAAGCCAUCGUGUGGCUCACACUCUUAUUGUUUGUCUUAGAGUUUAGACAAGCAGGAUUUAGUAGUAAUAGUAAGCCAGAUAACAUCAAUAUCGAAGGUGGGGGAAGAGAAACUGCGGUUAUGGUUGUUGCGGGAGAGGAAAAGUCCUUCCGUGAGGUCAUGUCUGUCGUUUGGUUGAAGCUUGCAACGAAUCCAAAUUGCUAUUCUUGUAUCGUUGGGAUCGCAUGGGCUUUUAUUUCCAACAGGUGGCAUAUUGAGAUGCCGGGCAUAGUGGAGGGGUCGAUUCUUAUAAUGUCAAAAGCAGGAACAGGAACUGCCAUGUUCAAUAUGGGGAUAUUCAUGGCACUUCAAGGGAAGUUGAUAGUAUGUGGAACAAGCUUAACUGUGAUUGGGAUGCUCUUGAAGUUUAUCGCCGGACCCGCCGCCAUGGCCAUCGGUUCUAUCGCCCUUGGUCUACACGGCGAUGUCCUCCGCGUCGCCAUCAUUCAGGCUGCUUUGCCACAGUCAAUCACUUCAUUCAUUUUUGCUAAGGAGUAUGGAUUACAUGCAGAUGUUCUAAGCACCGCGGUAAUAUUCGGGAUGUUGGUCUCCCUACCUGUGCUCGUCGCCUACUACGCAGCUCUGGAAUUUAUUCAUUAA
Messenger RNA from Arabis nemorensis, 1056 nucleotides. NCBI's taxonomy places the organism in Eukaryota, Viridiplantae, Streptophyta, Magnoliopsida, Brassicales, Brassicaceae. The record is from the annotation of a GenBank genome assembly.